AAAAAAGAGCAGAAAUGAAAUGAAACGUGCCAUUUUUAAUAGUUCGUUCGACUGAGCCCCAAUAAUAACAGAUUAAAUACAUUUUUUAAUUCAUUUCACCGAUAAUAAAAUGAAUCUUUUGCCAUUACUAAUUAGUUGUUUGCAAAUAUUACCGUCGUUAACCAACCCGAAUGAGGAUAUGUGCCCUAGAGAGAUCCCAAUCCACUUAACGAAAAAACAGAGAGAACAACUACAACAAGAUUUCAUGGCGAUGCUUGGCGUUUCGAAAAGACCAAGCUUCAAUCCGGAAAUUAUAAAUAGAUCCAGUUCAAAGUUUCUUCUUGACGUGUACAAAUUUUUAAAACAAGAGGUAACUAGCAAAAGGGUCAAAAGAGCUGCUUUAUAUUUCGGCGAGGAAAUCCUCAACAAAGUUCAAACCAGCGACCUUAUAGUUUCAUUAAACAUUCUGAAGCUCACAUCAAAAGGCAAGUAUCACAAACUGGCCUUUCCAUUGAAGAACUUCCCGGAGUCUGAAUCCCUGAUCGAUGCAGAACUGAGACUGUAUCAAGAGGAAUCGACUCAAUACUAUGGAUCACGUUCAAUGUACAAAAUAUCCCUAUAUACACCUAUCGAGACCAAGAGUGGACCAAUCAAGUUGAAAAAGGUUGGAGAAAAACUAACUACAGCAGAAUAUGUUGGAUGGCUGUCGAUAGACAUUUCAUACCUAUUCCGCCUGUGGUUAAAGUCCGGUAGAUCUCUAGAAGAAAUAUAUCUUUCAGUAUCUCCCUACGCAUCUUCCCAGAAGGAUGAGGGAUCCCAUUUUACAUCUUUAGAAACUCUUGGUUUGAUUCUUCAGUCCUCUACAAGUCAGAAUCUGCCUUAUAUCAUUUCUUUCUUGAAAAAUGAUAAUAAGUUGUUCCAGAUUAACCUGAGGCCGCCCAGAGACACCUCGGGUUUCGAGAUGUUCGAAUUUAUGGAAGACCUGGAGGCAGACACUGGGUGCAGCAUGUACCCUUAUAAAAUCUCUUUCAGAGAACUUAUGUGGGACGACUUCAUCAUUGCACCGGCAGGAUAUACAUCAGCAUUUUGCAGAGGAAGGUGCAGCUUUCCGUUGAAAAGGCCUAUUUCAGCCACCAACCAUGCCUUGGUGCAGAGUUUAGUAUUCCUGAAAAAUGAAGAGGAUGUCCCUGAACCCGUUUGCGCUGCAAAGCAACUGGACCCACUGAACAUCCUCUAUAAAGACGAGGAAUACACAAUUUUAAAAAAAUACAGGGAUAUGGUUGUCACUGAAUGUGCGUGCCAAUAAAUUAUGUUUGUAUUUUUGUAACAUAUACACGGAUAUUGUAAUAAUAUAUUUGUAUUUUUGUACUAUGUUUAUGUAAUGAAAUUGACGCAUAUAUUAUGUCCAAAUUAUAAUAAAAACUUUGAAUUUUUA
This is a messenger RNA of Sitophilus oryzae (rice weevil), 1414 nucleotides long. RefSeq names its product protein 60A-like. Gene Ontology annotation, molecular function: growth factor activity; cytokine activity. Gene Ontology annotation, biological process: BMP signaling pathway; SMAD protein signal transduction. Lineage: Eukaryota; Metazoa; Arthropoda; Insecta; Coleoptera; Curculionidae. Bases 110 to 1285 code for a protein of 391 amino acids. The transcript has 5 exons. Gene Ontology annotation, cellular component: extracellular region. The record is from RefSeq and is a predicted model, not a curated record.